AUGACUAAAAUCUGGAGGAUUAGCAAACGGGCUGUAUUCCAAGAGGUGGAGAAGAAUGUUUUCGUAGUAACUUUUGAAACGCAUGCAGAUAAGAACAGAAUCUUAGAAGGUAUGCCUUGGCUUUUUGAUAAUGUGUUGUUUCCCCUGCGUCCUUAUGAUGGUAGGCUGCAACCUACUCAGAUUAAGUUCGAAUCUGAGAUCUUCUGGUUACAAAUGCAUGACCUACCUCUGGGGAAGAUGACAAAGGAAUGUGGAGAGCAGAUAGGUGCCUCUGUUGGCAAGGUUUUAGAGGUGGAUGCAAUGGAUGAUGGUGUAGGGUGGGGAAGAUUUAUUCGAGUGAAAAUUAAUAUGCCUCUGUUUAAACCUAUUGCUCGUGGGAGAUUUAUUCACUCGACUGGUGGGAAGUUAUGGGUGCCUUUUCAAUAUGAGAAACUUCCAAAGAUCUGUUUCAGGUGUGGAUGGUUGGUUCAUGAUGUUGCUGGUUGUUCUAAAAGUGGACCAGGUUCGUAA
Juglans regia (Persian walnut) is the source of this 510-nucleotide messenger RNA. RefSeq lists its product as uncharacterized. The coding region runs from base 1 to 510 and encodes 169 amino acids. Lineage: Eukaryota; Viridiplantae; Streptophyta; Magnoliopsida; Fagales; Juglandaceae. The transcript has a single exon. The record is from RefSeq and is a predicted model, not a curated record.